UACUCUUGAAUCACAACACAAAAUUAGGCUGUAAGCAAAAUUCACACAUAGUUCCAAAAAAUGUCCGUAGAAGGUCCCCUCUCCAAUAUACCCGAUGAUGUGAUAGAGUAUCUGUUGGAUCAACGGAAGCGGGAGCGCGAACUGACCAUCGAGAAGGAGUUGCUCAAGGAGCUCAUCAAAAAGGUGCAGGACAUAAUGAAAAUGCUGGAGGGUCGCGACGAUGGACUCCCAUGUACCAUAUCUGCGGGUAAUGUCUACCAGAUGAGCACCGUGCAACAGGUGAGGGACAAUCUGGCUGCCAACCUUUCCGUCACCAUGGUACUCUUCGUCAAGGCCCACCGGAAGCUCCUCCGAAUUCAGAGUGAUCUUCGCCAGGAUUACCAUACGGUCCUGGAAACUGUCCACAAUUCCGGAACCACCAACUGAUACUGUCUGCCAAAAUCUUGGGUUUAAUAAAAUUGAAUACGUGUAAAUUACUAACA
Drosophila rhopaloa is the source of this 482-nucleotide messenger RNA. RefSeq lists its product as uncharacterized. The record is from RefSeq and is a predicted model, not a curated record. Lineage: Eukaryota; Metazoa; Arthropoda; Insecta; Diptera; Drosophilidae. The transcript has a single exon. The coding region runs from base 61 to 426 and encodes 121 amino acids.